GGUGUGGGUGCCGGUGUUGCGGGAGCUAGAACUCUCAAUAAUGAAGUGCUGCCACGGCGUGCGAAAGUGCGCGAGCUAACUUUAGUGCUGUAAAUAAAAAAAAAAACAACCUCGCAAUAGAUAGCUGCCAGACAGUGCAUCUGUAAAGAAACCACCAAUUAUUUACUCGAUGAACUUAGUGCACUUAAAGCUUUUUUUUCGAGUAGUUUGUGAGUCUUCUUAGAGUUUGUUGUGGUCACUUCGGCUUCUUGGUUCGUCUGCUGAUCCAAGCAACGGAUGAAUAUCUGCAGCGCGAGCCUUUGCACGAAUAGUCUACAAAGUGAAGGCGCGUGGGGACUGUUUUCUGGACUUUUCCCGGAUCAUCUGUUUAAGAAAUAUUGGUACACGGAAAUGGCUCUAAAUUGAAUGUGGAAAAGAACUGGGAAAUCUUCGGUGGUACAAAAAUACUUUUAUACCAAGGUCCUUACUGGUUUGAGGCUGAGGAACGGUCAGGACUACAGGACAAAUGGAGAACACACAAGACAUGAGUGACCAGACGCUGGCAAGCAGACAGGAAACGCUGCAUCAGGUGAAGAAGCCCCACUGUGACCCGCAAGUUCCAGAACCUUCAGAUAGCAGGUCUAUGGAAAUGCAGGACCUUGCCAGUCCUCAGAAUCGCGUUGCCACGGACGACACCUCCAGCAGCAAACUGGACAAAAGCAGCCUGAGCAACAACAUCUCAGCCAACGGUACCGGAGGUGAGAACAUGACCAUUCUAAACACAGCCGAUUGGUUGUUGGGCUGCAGCUCCUCCCCCACACCACCAAGUACAAAGGACUAUGUUAAGACUGAGCCUCUAAACAACAGUGAUACUGUCACCACUACAGGAGACACAGGGCUGGACACCUACGCUGGUUCAGUUAUAACCAGCAGCGGAUACAGUCCACGCUCAACACACCAGUACUCUCCUCCACUAUACCCCUCAAAGCCAUAUCCCCAUAUUCUGUCCACUCCUGCGGCUCCAUCCAUGUCUGCAUAUGCUGGCCAAUCACAGUUUGGCAGCAUGCAGCAGUCAACCGUGUACACUGCCUACUCACAAAGCACACAGCCCUAUGGCCUGUCAACAUACGAUUUAGGGGUGAUGCUCCCAGGCAUAAAAACAGAGGGAGGUCUGACACAAUCCCAGUCCACGCUGCAGUCCAGCCUGAGCUACAGUCCUGGCUUCACCACGCCCCAGCCCGGACAGACAGCCUACUCGCCCUAUCAGAUGCCUGGGUCCAGUUUCACUCCAUCCUCUGGGCUCUAUGCCUCCAAUAACUCAGUGUCCAACCCAGCCAACUUCAAUACGCAACAGGAGUAUCCGUCCUACACAACGUUUGGCCAGAACCAAUAUGCGCAGUAUUACUCCGCCUCCUCGUACGGCUCCUACAUGACGCCCAACAGCUCAUUGGAUGGCACCGGCUCCUCCUCCACCUAUCAGCUGCAAGAUCCCGCCCCUGUUAUGACGGGACAGGCUGCUGAGCUCCACCCAGGGGACUUUGACACAGUGCAGAGGCCGGCCACGCCCAUCAAGGAGCUGGACGAUCGGGGGCGGGCAACAGGGGGCAAAGCCAGGGGCAGGGGCAGGAAGAACAACCCCUCACCCCCACCUGACAGCGACCUGGAGCGAGUGUUCGUGUGGGAUUUGGAUGAGACCAUCAUUGUGUUCCACUCUCUCCUCACGGGAUCUUACGCACAGAAGUACGGCAAGGAUCCUCCACUGGCUGUAACGCUGGGUUUGCGGAUGGAGGAGAUGAUCUUCAAUCUCGCAGACACUCAUCUAUUCUUCAACGAUCUGGAGGAAUGUGACCAGGUCCACAUUGAUGACGUGUCGUCAGAUGAUAAUGGUCAAGACCUCAGUACUUACAGUUUUGCAACUGAUGGCUUCCAUGCAGCUGCGACCAGCGCAAGCCUCUGCCUAGCAACGGGCGUUAGGGGCGGAGUCGACUGGAUGAGGAAGCUGGCUUUCCGUUACCGGCGAGUAAAGGAGUUGUAUACCACAUACAAAAACAAUGUCGGCGGUCUGCUGGGGCCGGCUAAGCGGGACGCAUGGUUGCAGCUGAGGGCAGAAGUGGAGGCUCUCACAGAUUCCUGGCUCACCAACGCACUCAAGUCCUUAUCAAUCAUUAGCUCAAGGAGUAACUGUGUAAAUGUAAUGGUAACCACGACCCAGCUGAUCCCAGCCCUGGCUAAGGUGCUGCUGUACAGUCUAGGAUCCGUCUUCCCCAUUGAGAAUAUUUACAGCGCCACCAAAAUAGCACAACAUGCCGUUCUGGAGGAUAUCGAGCCACUCGGACCUGCUGGCCCUACAUCAAGCACUGGAAUACGAAUACCUGUAAAGGGGGGAAAAGAACUAAACUGCAGAACUGUACCUACCACUUUUUUUUUUCUUGUUUUUUUUUUUUCUUUCUUUCUUCUUUUUUUGUACAUCUAUUUAAGGAGCUACAUUACACUGCUAAUUUUUGUUUGUUUCAUUUUGUCUUUUAUAAAAGAAAAAAAAUGUUGCUUAAUAAAUAAAUAAAUAAAUAAAUAACUGAACUGUCUUAAGAAGACGAGGACGGCGAGCGAGAAUGCUGGUUUUAUUUGUGAAACUAUACAAGGUCUUACUGUAAGCCGCAAAAAAAGUUUUCAUUUUGUUGUUUUUCCUCUUCUUAGCUAAUGUGAGGUGGGACAGUGGAGAAACUAUGAGUUUCACAAACAAAAACAAAAAUGAAAAGAGAUUCUCCCUCCCCUAGUGGAGGACCUAAACCUUAACGCAAAAGACUUAAACUGUAACCAUAACAACCCUCCUCCCCAUUCUUCUUGCUUCCAUAGCAACAACCUGCACUCUGAGUGUCUAUCUAGUGUACACCCCAUACCCCAUGUAAAUUAUUUUACAGUUAAUAGUUUAAACACGGACAUAUUUGUUGUUUGAUAUUGGAAAGGGUUUUGUUGUCUCUUUGUUUUUGUAAGUUUUUGGCAAAGAAGAAUGUGCAUAAUGAUUUGUUGUGCCUUAUAUAAAAAAGAUGUGUUUGUGUGUUUCAAUGUAAUUUUUGUUUAUUUUAAAUAUGUAUGUAGAUAAAUUACAAACGUUAAAAAAAUCA
Messenger RNA from Alosa sapidissima (American shad), 3101 nucleotides. RefSeq names its product EYA transcriptional coactivator and phosphatase 4 (gene eya4). The transcript is spliced from 20 exons. The record is from RefSeq and is a predicted model, not a curated record. Lineage: Eukaryota; Metazoa; Chordata; Actinopteri; Clupeiformes; Clupeidae. Gene Ontology annotation, biological process: multicellular organism development; positive regulation of DNA repair; cell differentiation. Gene Ontology annotation, cellular component: nucleus. Bases 506 to 2539 code for a protein of 677 amino acids. Gene Ontology annotation, molecular function: protein tyrosine phosphatase activity.